CGAAUUGCUGAAGGAGAAUUAUAGAUGUGUUAACAGGCGGCACGGCAUAUAAAGACGCAUGAAACUCGCAGACCGUAGCAGUCCAGAAGCGAUAACACAAAGCACCGGAUCAUCACGUUAGAAUGUCGCGCGCUAGUCUCGUGUUGCUCGUUGCUAUUGCAGUGCUUUUCAGCACGGUUACUUCGCAACGACAAUGCCCGCCAGGUCAAGAGUUUACCACUUGUGGAUCAGCAUGCCCACCGUCUUGCAACCAAAACCCUAACCAAGCUUGCACUCUGCAAUGCGUAGUCGGCUGUCAGUGCCGGCAAGGGCUGUUGUUACAUAGUUCGGGUAAUUGUGUUCAACCUCAGGAAUGCUGAAAACCAAUGGAGACACUUGUUUACUGAAAUGGUGCCCGAAGUCGAAUAUUUUGGAGCCAUUUUGGAGGAAAACUUUGAUGUACGAUAUCUAACUAUAAAUUAGUUGCAGUUUAUACGCUCUCAAUCAGUAAUUAAAUAGAUAAGAAGUUGAAAUUAUUAAAAUGAGAACGUCUCUUUGUUUUAUUAUUAAUGUUCUGCGAAAUAUUCACAUUUAACAUUUCUUUGUAAAACGACCAAAGUGAUUACAAAUAAAGACUAACAUAGAUAAAUCA
Molecule: messenger RNA, 631 nt
Organism: Odontomachus brunneus
Lineage: Eukaryota; Metazoa; Arthropoda; Insecta; Hymenoptera; Formicidae
Product: chymotrypsin inhibitor
Exons: 3
Coding region: 123-359 (78 amino acids)
Source: RefSeq, a predicted model, not a curated record